Racocetra persica is the source of this 192-nucleotide messenger RNA. Lineage: Eukaryota; Fungi; Glomeromycota; Glomeromycetes; Diversisporales; Gigasporaceae. The record is from the annotation of a GenBank genome assembly.
UGGGAAGAAACACAAAUGAAUCUUAAACUUACUUUACAAAGAAGAAUCUAUGGCAUUCACGCUCCGUUAAGACAUAUGAUAGAACAAAGCAUUGUGUCUAAGGUGAAACGCUUACCAGGUUUACCAUCAUCCAAUUUGGGAUUGGAAAUUUUGAUGGGCAAAGAUGAAACUAUUGAUUUUGAAAUUUCUUAA